This is a messenger RNA of Parnassius mnemosyne (clouded apollo), 2646 nucleotides long. Lineage: Eukaryota; Metazoa; Arthropoda; Insecta; Lepidoptera; Papilionidae. The record is from the annotation of a GenBank genome assembly.
AUGUCGAUAAUAUUAAAAGACGACGGUGAACUUAGUGGCUACCAAGUAGUUGGUAUGCCCAAAGAUGGGUCUUGUCUCUUCCAUUCAAUAUCUUUCUUGGUGUAUGGUAGAACUGACUCAACUUGCAGUAUCAGAUCUGCUAUAGUUGCAUACGUUGCUGACCAUUGGGACGAAAUGCAAGUGUACACGUGUGAUGCUGAUGGUGACGUAUACACUAGCGCGCAAUCCUACAUGAGCGAUAUGAUGAAACCCACUACUUACGGCUCAGCUUCUGAGCUUAUGGCUGCUGGAAAAAUCUAUCCUUUCACUUUUGAAGUGUAUGAGAACGGUAUACUAAGAGGUUCCUUUGGCGAUGCUGGCCAAAAAAAGUGUUUACGUUUUACCGGUAGUUACUUAAGCGGCCACUACGAUGUACUCAUUCCUAUACGAGAUGCCUCUCCAUCUUCUUCCCCCUUUCAUCCCAUAACAUUAAAUUCUGUAACAUCAGAUACUGCUAUAUGUACAUUAUAUGACUUAAACUCUACGCAAAGUGAAUUGAACAUGAAGCAUAAGGGAAAAGGCGGUAGACCGACUAAAACAAAAAAAGGAAGACCUAAGGUAUCCGAACUGUCACGAUCUGAACAACUUCGAGAAGCCGCGGCUCGUUACCGACAAAAACACCCUGAAAAACGUCGAGAAACCGUAGAACUUUAUAAUUCUUUACAUCCAGGCGCCAACCGGGCAUCUGUAGCACAGUACAGUGCUUCACACCCUGAAGUAAACCGGGCAGCUGUAGCACGCUACAGUGCUUCACAUCCGGAAGUCAAUCAGGCUGCAGUAUCUCGCUACCGUGCUUCACAUCCGGAAGUAAACAGACAAAACUUAGCGCGAAAGAGAUCUACUGACAAACUAAAGUUUAAGGGAAACAUAGAAACAAUCACUAGAGUUCUUACAACUAAACUUAAAGAUAGAUUAGAAUCAGAAAAAAUAGUUAAGUGGACUCUCCAUAAUAGGCAAAGAACUUUAGAAGAUUUGAACAAGACUGCAAAUAAAUUAAAAGAAAAAAUAGUAGCGGCAUUAGAGAAGUUAAAAAUAUGUCCUGAAAGCACGGAUAUUAAAGACAAAUUUGAAGCAUUUCUUGGUAAAUCCGAACAUCGCAGUAAUCAGGAGCCAUUUUAUUCUGAACAAGCUUAUAAGGUUUAUGAAGAUAAAGAAAAACCUAUUGAGAUUGAUGAUACUGGCAAAGCAAAAACCUUUACAAAUAUUAAGAAAAUGUCCAAAAGUCUGACAUGGUCUUGUUCGGAUUCAUUGUGCGUAUUAAAUGAUGGAAUCUUACUAAAAUUUAAAAACAUUUUCGAAGUAUUGAGCCUCCAAACUACUCCGCAAAUUUACUCGAUGUCUGUAGAAACAGGAAAACUGCAAGAAAAUGUCAACUUUAUUAAUAACGUUAAAUCGCAUUUCCCACAUCUUCGGACUAUUAUCAGAGAGAUUUAUCAAAUACACAGCGAUUGUAAGUUAUUGCUUGAUAUUGACAAUUCUUUGGCAACUGGUAAUGUGGAUAAGCUUAUGGAGCUAGGAAAGCAACCGACGGUAGGAAGUGCCGUUGUAGAGCGUACACCUGAUAGUGAAAUCGUGGAAGAUGAAAUAAUAAAAAGUAAUAAAGUUGCUUUUAAAUUAUUUUCCAAAAAAAGUGUAGACACACCGAAACUGGAUUGUAUGUCGUGCAAUAAACUUUGUUACUCUAGGGAUAUUAGUUCCAUAGAACGAUUAAGAAAGCCCAUAUCAACAGAUGUUUGGAAACAGCUCCUGAACUACUAUAAUUCUAGCCUAAUAACUCACAGUCCGUACAUAUGCCACACAUGCCUUGCUAAGAUUCGUGCUAACCAAAUGCCUGCUGUCUGUAUCCUCAAUGACAUGCACGUAAGCACUGUUCCACCAGAAAUAGCUCAGCUGAACGACUAUGAAAACAUUUUAAUCCAACGCGCUAAAGCGUUUCAGGUGGUUGUUACAAUGAAUCCUGUGGCUAAUAAACGUCUACCCAAUCGUCAGAUGGUUAAAAAAGUAAAGGGCAGGACUUUUCAUUUACCACUUCCGAUGGAAGAAACCCUAAAAAAACUCCCAAAACCUGAAGACGCAAUAAUUGAAAACCCAGAACUUUAUAUUAUAGUCCGAAGUACGCCAAACAAAGCAAAUAUUAUAUGGCAAGACAUUGUUGACGUUAAUAAAGUGUACAAAGCAUUACAAUACCUCAAAAAUGUAAACAAACAUUAUGCUUAUAUCAAAUUAACAGAUUUACCUAACCAGCUCAUAAACAUACAUGAAAAUAUUCAACAUAAUGUUACAAAUACACCAGAUAAUACUGAAGAAGGCAUUUUAGAAGAUGGUACAGCAGCACUGUUGACCCAAAUCACAAGAGAAAAGGAAACUGAUUAUGAGCAUUACACCAUAUAUCCUUUGAAUGAACGGAGACAAAAUGCACCAGCUUCAGAACUCUACCAAAUGCUCAAAGUAAACACAGCACCGAUUGAUGCCCGAGAUAAAGACCUCGACGUUAAAUGUUUUCCACAUUUAUAUGUAGAAGGAAAAUACGGCCAAUUUCAUAAUCGGCAGCAGAAAGUAACUUCUAGUGAAUUUAUUAAAGCCCGGCUUAUGUCAAAACAUCCUUAA